Bactrocera tryoni is the source of this 5533-nucleotide messenger RNA. Its product is annotated as breast cancer anti-estrogen resistance protein 3 homolog. The record is from RefSeq and is a predicted model, not a curated record. NCBI's taxonomy places the organism in Eukaryota, Metazoa, Arthropoda, Insecta, Diptera, Tephritidae. Gene Ontology annotation, biological process: small GTPase-mediated signal transduction; positive regulation of peptidyl-serine phosphorylation. Gene Ontology annotation, molecular function: phosphotyrosine residue binding; guanyl-nucleotide exchange factor activity. The transcript has 10 exons. Bases 157 to 3375 code for a protein of 1072 amino acids.
GCGUGAAAUGCUGAAAGUGCAUAAGUAUAGUCUGUACGGUUAUAAAAGUGUAAGACGGUAUCAAAGAACAAAUUCUGAAAUUAUAUUUUUCAAUUGAACAGCUGAGUGCUGCUAACAGCUGUCGAAAAGUGAAAAGUGUGCAACAGCAACAACAAUAUGGGAAAUGUACAAACAGGACAAUGCGAUGCCCAGGGCAUGGUUCAGCGCCGUGGAAGUAUGUCGUGGAACUUCCGUUAUCCGUUGAUGAAGCGCCGCGAUCAAACAGCAACGAUCGUUUAUAAUAUGAAAAUGAGUAUCGCGGAUUGGCUGGAUUUGCUCGGUUUGCAGCAGUAUGAAACCAACUUCCAAAUGUAUAAUACUGUCGAAGAUAUUCUCGAUUUAACUGAUUGCGGUUUAAGGCACAGAGGCAUACGUCAGAGCAGUCAUCGAGCAAAAAUGCUAUCAAGCUUGAUGGGUGUACAGGCUAAGUGUCGACAGUCGCUGAAUAUUGAGGCUUCCACCUUACCUCGCACGCUGUCCAAGCGAAAAAACUCUUGUCCACCGAUGUAUUUAUCAAGCGAUUCCAGUGAAAUAGAGCGGUUGCUGCAGCGUAAUUGCAGUAAUCGUAAUUCAUUUUCCAAUUUUAGAACUAACAGUAAGGACUCUAAGCGUCUGACUUUUAAUGCUUCGGAUAUGAUUUACGAGGAACUAGAUCCUCCAGAAACUAAUACGACAACAACAAACGCAGCAACAAAACCGCAAAACUUAACCCACCCGGUUACUGCCGAUCGCUGUGCAUCCGACAACUACAACACAAUCCACACGAUGGACAAUGUUGGUGGAAGUGGUAACUUGAGCAGCAGUAUUGGUGGCUCUACAGCAUCUAUUGUGGGUCAGUUGCAUCUACAGCAACACCAUCAACUGCCACCCAACAGCAUGGCGGUGAGCACACCGUCUGGCGAACAACAAGAAGCAAUUGCUUUGAAGAAGGCUUUAGAAUGGGAACUCAGUUUGGAUGCAAAGGAUUUACGUUCGCAUGCCUGGUAUCAUGGACCAUUGUCACGGCAACGUGCCGAAGAGAUUGUACAGAGGGAAGGAGAAUUUUUGAUAAGAGAUUGCGCCUCCCAACCGGACAAUUAUGUUCUCACCUGUCACACCAAAACGCAGGUGCUACAUUUUGUUAUAAACAAGAUUCUUUUACAACCUGAGACGGUUUACGAGCGCGUACAGUAUCAAUUUGAGGAGGAUGCCUUUGAUGCAGUGCCCGACCUCAUCACCUUUUAUGUUGGUUCUGGCAAACCUAUUUCGGUAGCUUCCGGUGCUCGCAUACAGUAUCCCUGCAAUCGGACAUAUCCUUUAUCGUUCUAUGGACAUAAAAUUGUUGGUAAUCAUUUGCACACGCAAAUGUUGGCUGGCAUACGAGGUGCUAGCCCACUUAAUUCUCCACUAAGCCACAAUGGGAAUUUUCGCUUUGGGUCCGGUAUUAUAACACCGCAUACUCAACAGCAACAACCAGUACACAGCCCCAUGUCAUCACCGCCGCGUGUCAAACGCGAAAUACCUCCACGUCUGCCAUCAAAGAAACAGCGCUCUCAAUCCCUCACGCCAGCACAUGCCACGCCUACUAGUGUACGUCAAUCGCAUAAUAGUGAAUCGUGCUCAAGCGCUGAUGGUAUUAUACAAGCCGCGCCUACUCAACCUAAUGAGAUCGUCAAUAAUCCGAAUGGCUUCCGUGAUCAUGGUCGUCGUUUAAGCAAUUUCGAAAAGGAGGUGCUAGUUAGCGAGACGUCGUUAGUUGGUGGGGAUAAUAUAAAUUUACAAAGUCAUCUGGAGCACUUGGCGCAAGCGGGCAAACUACAUGGUAAUGGAUUUCAAACGAUCGCGCGAUGUUCCGCUGCCACUGAGGCAGUCGAUCAUUUUAAAUUCACCACACAUUCAUUGCCACGUCCCAAUACUAAUAACUUUCGCGGCAAUAGCAUUAUGCGUAUCUCAAGUUUGGCACGAGAUUUUGGUUCAGAUGCCGUUGGCUUGAGCACAAGCUUAGAGGGCAGACAAAUACCCGAGCUACCCGAGAAACCACCGAGUCCACCACCGAAGCCAGUACGCGCAAAUAGUCAGGCACGUAAAGAGAAGGAACAGCAACAGCAAUUGGCAGCGCAUCGCGCCGGUAUUGUAGGGGUUGGUUAUCACGCCAGUGGUUCUGAUUCGGGCAAUGGUUCUGGCGAUUCGGUACAGAGCUCGAUACCUGGUGACUCCAACGAGUUUACCCAACAUCGUGGUGUAAUAAUAAAGAAUCCACGCUUUUUGAGUAAUUCAGCAUCGUCGGCAGCUCUUAAGAGUCUUGCUGAUUUCGAUGUAAUUGCAGCAGAAGAGCAGCUUUUCACUAUGGAGAUACCCGAUUUCAAGCCGGUUUCUAAGUUCGACUUUGAAAACUUCAUAACACUGCUCUUACCGUCAGUGGAUAAUAAGCCAUUGGAUGGGGACGCACUUACCACUUUUAAGAUGAUGCUGCUGGAAACUGGUCCCAAAGUCAUUGCUGAGCAUAUAACGCGUAUCGAUAUUGGUCUACUAAUUGAAGAGCUGCCUGAAGAUGAAGAUCGCAAUGUAUUAGACUGCUGCGGCUUGGAGAUGCUGACACUACCAUUUGGCAAAUUAUUCCGCACUGAUUUAAUCGAACGCACACAGUGCAUAAAAUUAAUGGUCGCAGUGACAAUACUUACUUGUCAAACAGACUUGGAUCGUGCGGAAUUACUAAGCAAAUGGAUACAGAUUGCAGUGGAAACGAAAACAGCUUUGGGCAAUCUAUUCGGCUUCUGUGCCAUUAUGUUGGGCUUAUGCAUGCCCCAGAUUCAAAAACUAGAAAAAGCUUGGCACAUACUCCGCCAGAAGUACACAGACAGCGCUUUCACCUUCGAAGCCAAGCUACGACCCACGUUAAUCAGCAUGAAUGAAUGUUCCAACCCACAAGCGCCAAACACUACAGUACCACAUGUCUUACUCUAUGCGCUAUUGAAGGAUCGACCGAUCAUCGAUAUUAUCAGUGUAAAUAAUGUCAACCUGGACGAUCGCAGUUCACUGUAUGGCACUUGUAUAACAGCAUGGGAGGCUAAAGCCGACGAUUUCGGCAUGACAAUUAAUUUUCUACACUUAGACUCGGCGCGUCAUUUCCUGAACAAUUUAUCGCUGUAUAGAAAAAAUGCGAAAAUUUUACUUGAAGAGUCCAGUAAGCGAUUGGACGAAUUGCUCAGCGACGCAUUUAGAACCGAGUUCCACGUGAAAUUUUUAUGGGGUAGUAAUGGCGUCACCGCUACUCCAGAGGAUCGUCAUUCAAAACUCGAAAAAGUGCUAGCACUAAUGGCCGAUAAAUUCUGCAGUGUGGACUCUGCUGCUGGUUAAGUAAGAGGAUAUUGUGUAGAUAUAUAUACAAAAAUCGCAAAAUGCAUUUAUACUUUUAUACUACCAGAGGCAUACUUAGAUUAAGCUCGCGCCAAAUUGUUCGCUUUAUUUUGCUGGUUCGCUGUAGUAACUAGAGUAGCGAAUGGCUAGUGAAUAACAAUUCUAAACAGUAUUGUUCAUAUUAAAUGUGGAGGAGCUAUCGAAUAAGGUAGAGCGGAAUAUGCAAAAAAUUGAUACUUGGUGGCAAACAUUAAUCCUUAAAACGAUCUCAGGACAAAUAAUAAAAAAUACAGACCUAUCUGGUGUACCCGUACUAGAAUUGCACUAGUAACACGCUGGAAAUUUAUUUAAAAAUUUUAAUACCUUUUGGAUGCAAAUGCUAUAUUUAUCGAAAAAUGAUGUAUGUAAUUGAAAACCGGUAUCUGAGGCUUCCAAUGCGUCUGACUAUGUUUGACAAGCAGAGUGCAAAUUCAGCUUUUUUACGAAACAUUACAAUUUCUGGCGAUUAAAAUUUGCCUAAUAAAUUUUUUUAGCAGAUUGAAAUUGCUUCAAAGAAAGGUAGAAACGUAUAAUGAAAAUGAAGUCUGAGCCCUUUGUAAUAGAAAUCCACUUUUAUACAUUUAAAGAGUUCCAAAAGCGAGAUUAACAGUGGCUAAGAACAAUAUAUUAAUGUGUACUUUAUAGUUCUGGCGUUAUGUUACAAUAGAGAGAGAUGAGGGAACAUCAUACAUUAGUUAUUACGAGUACAUCGAAGUUUAUGUAGAUCUUCUAGAAACAUAGUGAUCUUUUAAAAUGGUUUGCCGAAGUUAUAUGAUUUCAAUAUUUCUGAUGCACAGGCACACAGUGUUUUGUAACUACUCGCAUGUUGAACAUAUUGCUAUAUCUGCCAGAGUGAAGCUGAGGAUAUCACUAUUCUGUUACACAUUCCCUUAAAUAGUUUUACUUUAUGACAUAAUGAAAAAAUGUUCCAAAACAUUUGCCAAAUUACCGGUAUAAAGGACCCUGAAAGAAUAUGCAUUCCACAUUUACUCUGAUCUCGAAUUGAAUACACCAAAUUAGUAAGUAAAGAAUAUCAAAUACAACAUAUUAUGUAAUUAAUUAUACAUUUAUAGAGCAGUAUUGUAGUACUUAAUAGCUAUUUACUUUUCAUUUUGAUACCAAGUAUUAUAUGCAAAGUUAGGAAACAUGGUUUGGCUUGUCGGUAAUAUUUAUUGGAAAAAAUUAAACAGUAGUUUAGAGGCAUUAAGCGUGUUAACAAUUAGCAAUUUGUCUUAAAAAUUUUAGUUUGUUUACUUAUGCGUUUUGGGUAUAAUAUCUUAUCAAAGUUGCGACCUAAAAAGUUCUGUUCAAACUUCUGUGACUUAGUGCUUACGUCAUAAGGUAGAGGAAUUACUAGAUGAAAUUCUCAAGGCAUUUUGCCCAAGAAUAUUAUGUAAUUUAAUAAGAUCCAAGCAAAGACAUAGGAAAUGUACACCGUUUAAUCUCAUUGCUAAUACCUGGUAUUUCGUUAAUACCGCGGCUCGUAAGAAUCGAUUUUGUAGAGAAAUUGAUGACGAUACGGGAACUCAGUCAAUACUUACAAUGCUAUUUUUAAAGCUUGGAAUAAAAAACUGAUAUUACUGACAAAAAUAUGUGUAUAUACCAUACAUAUGGUAUAUAGAUGUGUUUUGGGUUUCGGUAAUAUCAACUCCAAACACAAUCCUCAUAUCCUUACUCUAUUCACCAUGCAACGUAAAAACUAAUAUUUUUUACUCUUUCAUUGGCAUUAAGUUAAGUCAUAAAUUCCAUAAAAACACUGAAAAAUUCUUUUGGUAUGCUGCAAAGAAUAUUGCUCUUUCCUUCUGCUGUCCAAACUGCAAUCAAAAUUCGAUUUGGAAAAGUUCAAUAUGUCCAUUAAAAACUGCGGAGGAAUGGUUUCGACGAUUCAGAGCGGGUGAAAACAACACCAUUGAUAAACCAGCCGGUGCAAGACCUGUGACGACGAAUACCGAUCAAAUCCCGGAAAACAUCGAGUUAGACCGGCAUGUGGCAUCUCAUGACAUCGCCCGACAUUCGACAUUUGAAACCAUCUGCAAAAAGCUAGAUACACAAAAAAGCUUGAUGUUUGGGUCCCGCAUGAUUUGACGCAAAAAAACCUUCUGGACCAAAUCAACGCCAA